UGAAUACAGUGUUAUUUAGGAUGUAUCCGGUGGUAGACUGCUGCUUCACACGUCUGUCACUGUUUAUCAGCGUGUUUAUUCAGUUUUAAAUUCAUUUAACAGAGAAAUAACUUUAAAAAUGAGUAAUAUUUAUAUUCAGGAGCCACCGACCAACGGAAAGGUUUUAAUAAAGACCUCAGCAGGUGAUAUAGAUGUAGAACUUUGGUCUAAAGAAGCUCCUAAAGCCUGCAGGAACUUUAUUCAGCUCUGUAUGGAAGGUUAUUACAAUGGAACCAUUUUCCACCGUGUGGUUCCAGAAUUCAUCAUUCAGGGCGGUGAUCCAACUGGUACUGGGACUGGGGGGGAGUCUGUCUAUGGCCGUCCCUUUAAGGAUGAGUUCCAUUCUAGGUUGCGCUUUAACAGGAGAGGUUUGGUAGCGAUGGCAAACGCUGGAGCUCAUGAUAACGGCAGUCAGUUCUUCUUCACUCUGGGUCGAGCUGAUGAGCUCAAUAACAAACACACGAUAUUUGGAAAGGUGACAGGGGACACGGUCUACAACAUGCUGCGUUUAGCCGAGGUGGAGUGUGAUGGUAACGAACGGCCGCUAAAGCCACACAAGAUCAGAUCUACAGAGGUCUUACAUUCUCCCUUUGAUGACAUCAUACUCCGUGAGAUACGAGUCAAGAAAGAGAAGCACAAAGAAGAAGAAAAGAAAUCUCAGUCCAAGGCAACAAAGAAUUUUAGCUUGCUGUCGUUUGGUGAGGAGGCGGAGGAGGAAGAGGAGAUGGUGACUCAGGUGAGCCAGACCCUGAAAGGAAAAAGUAAAAGCAGUCAUGACCUUCUGAAGGACGACCCCAAGCUGAGCUGUGUUCCUGUGGUGGACAGCAAAUCAGGUUCAGAUGUUUCAGAGGGAGCUGAUAAAGGGCAAGACGACGAGGAUGAGGAUGAGGAUGAAAAAAUGAGGCAGAAGGAAAUGAGAGCGCGCAUCUCUAACAAGCUGAAGAAAGAGAAGGUGGACGAGGAGAAGUCUGAGGUUCGAGAGGAGGUGGAAAAGAAGAGCAGUCGCAGUGAAGAACUCCGUAAGGAAGCUCGUCAGCUGAAGAGGGAACUCCUCGCAAUCAAGCAGCGAAAAGAUGAGAGGAUGAAGCCGGAGGAGGAGAAGAACAGCUCAGACCGGUGGGGUUCAGCAGAAGCUGGGACACAUCUGCACUGGGACACAUCUGCACUGGGACACAUCUGCACUGGGACACAUCUGCACUGGGACACAUCUGCACUGGGACACAUCUGCUUCAGCCCCACCUCAGCCCCAUCUCAGCCCCACCUCAGCCCCACCUCAGCCCCACCUCAGCCCCACCUCAGCCCCACCUCAGCCCCACCUCAGCCCCAUCUCAGCCCCACCUCAGCCCCACCUCAGCCCCACCUCAGCCCCACCUCAGCCCCAUCUCAGCCCCACCUCAGCCCCACCUCAGCCCCACCUCAGCCCCACCUCAGCCCCACCUCAGCCCCACCUCAGCCCCACACAUGGCUCCAGUUUGAAUCUUCUGAGUUUUAUUUUAUUUUACAGUUUAUUAUUUUUGGAUUAUUUUCACAUACUGUGAUGUGUCUUAAGGGGCGGGGCUUAUUUGAUUGCCAAUCAGAAAGUCUACAGGAAAUAUGAGUGUGUUAUGUUGAGGUAUGGAAUGUUUAGACUUUUUAUGUAAUAAUAAUAAUUAUAAGUUCAUCCAAGUGAACAUGAUCCAGUGCCAUGAGAGAGCAGCUGUGACAGCAGGAGGAGUUCAGAUCGCUCCCAUGCUGCUGUUUGGGCAUGUGGUAGCCUAGUGGUUAGGGUGUUGGGCCACCGAUCGGAAGGUUGUAAGUUUGAUCCCAGGUCCACCAAGCUGCCACUGUGGGGCCCUGAGCAAGGCCCUUAACCCUCAAUUGCUCAGCUGUAUAAAAAAAAGAGAGAGAGAGAAUGUAAGUCCGUCAGGAUAAAAGGGCGUCUGCUAAAUACUGUAAAUGUUUGGGUUGGACAUCAGACAUCAGACCCUGGGGGUGGAACAUUGUCUCACCACCAUGACACCAGGACUGUGCGAGCGUGCGUGCGUGCGAGCGUGCGUGCGUGCGAGUGUGUGUGCGUGCGAGUGUGUGUGCGUGCGAGUGUGUGUGUGUGCGAGUGUGUUCGUCACAUGCUGCUGCUUCUCUUGUCUUAAACUUUAAGCAUCUCAGUGUUUAAUUUUUUGUUUGUCAUCAAAGAAUAAAAGAACUUUCUGUAUUUCAGCUUUUA
Messenger RNA from Tachysurus fulvidraco (yellow catfish), 2242 nucleotides. It is a transcript of the gene cwc27, whose product is annotated as CWC27 spliceosome associated cyclophilin. Lineage: Eukaryota; Metazoa; Chordata; Actinopteri; Siluriformes; Bagridae. Bases 119 to 1636 code for a protein of 505 amino acids. Gene Ontology annotation, cellular component: catalytic step 2 spliceosome. Gene Ontology annotation, biological process: protein peptidyl-prolyl isomerization; protein folding. The record is from RefSeq and is a predicted model, not a curated record. Gene Ontology annotation, molecular function: peptidyl-prolyl cis-trans isomerase activity. The transcript has 12 exons.